Molecule: messenger RNA, 5304 nt
Organism: Physella acuta
Lineage: Eukaryota; Metazoa; Mollusca; Gastropoda; Physidae
Product: DNA excision repair protein ERCC-6
Biological process (GO): transcription-coupled nucleotide-excision repair
Cellular component (GO): nucleus
Molecular function (GO): ATP-dependent activity, acting on DNA; ATP binding
Source: RefSeq, a predicted model, not a curated record
AUCGUCUUUUUACAAGCUUUUUUAUUAUUUAGAUCUAACUUCAUUUCUUGUCUGCACGCUAGAUCUAUAUUGAUUAUUGUGUGACUAUAUUGAUGCUUUUUAAGUAGUAUCUAGAUUUCUAAUUCUUGGCCUCAGAAUGAAUCAGAACCCAACACAUGAUUUGGAAAAGAUGGGCUGCAGCAUUGAGAUGUCAGGUGUAAAUCUUACAGAUCAUGAUGAAGAAAAGAGAGCUAGCCAAAAUGAUGCCUUCCAUGUGAAUACUUCAUUGAUACCUCAGGCAACAUUGGAUGAACAAGGGCUAGAGCUUCAAGAGCUUGGUUUAAGUGUUUUUAAUCAAGAUGUUUUAGAACAAGGAAUAAUGGAUCAAGUUGACCAGGCAUUGGUUAAGGAAGAGAAAAAAAGAUUGGAAAAAAUCUUAAAGAAUGAGCUAAAAGUAAUUUGUGAUGAUAUUUUACUUGUGAAAAAAGAUUUGGAACAUAUAAUGAAAUCUGAAAAAAAAUUAGAAUUGGGUGAAAUGUCAUCCGACAUCAGACGACAGCUCGAAGGCAUAAAAAAGCAAAGGAGUAACAAGAAUAAGCAGUUAAAAACAUUGAUGGUGCGACAAGAAAAUGUAAAGAAGAAGCUACAGUUGUAUAAUCAAGACACAGAAUCUGUAGAAGAAGAAGCUGACAGCAUGUUUAAUCAAGCUUUUCAAAUUGGUACACAAAAAGAAACUGAAAAAGAGCGCAUGAUUCGUACUGGUGAGAUGACCCCAUUUGGCACAGUUAUGAAGCCUGCAGCUCUUAAACCUGUCCACCCCAGGGAACCAAAUUUAUCAGAAUUUGAAAAAGUCUUAAUGGCCAAAGAAUUACCUUCAGUCAAGGUUAAAAAGGAUUUUGAAAAAUAUGUUAAAAGAAAGUCUCUUAAAACAUCAAAUGAAAUGGAACAUACAGGCAGUAAUGUUUCCUGGUCUGUAAGGAAAAAACAAAAAAGGGAAUCCACAGAACCUGAUUUUAAAAAAGCACAGCAAACACAUUCUACUGGUGUAGUCUAUUCAACUAGACACCAGCAGCGGAUAAUUGACUGUCAAGCAAGUGCCAAUAAAGAUCAUAUGGAAGAUGAGCAUAACAAUAUAGAGGAGCAAGAUGAUGACAGUGGAGAUGCUGAAUCUAACAAUGAUGAAGAAGAAUAUAGACCAAGUAAUCAAGAAUUGAUGGGGGAAUCCUCUGACAACUACACAUCUAUUGAUGAAGAUGGUGAGACCCUUGAAGAUGAAUCCAAAAAGAGAAAAAAAAGUAAAAGGAGUUCAUUUCCUAGGAAGAAACCUAGGAAGAUUCCAAAAUACAUAGAGGAUGAUGAAACAAAACAUGAGGAAGGAAAGGUGAAGAGAGAUUUGUCUUACAGAAGGGAAAGAGAUGAUGCUGACCCGGAGUAUUACCAACAGAGACUCUUAAGACAACAAAGAUUAGAUGAGAAAGAAGAGAAAAUUGAUGACAUGAAAUUGGAUGAUGAAAAUGAUGAUUCAGAGUUUGAUGGUGGUUUACGAGUCCCUCCUCGACUGUGGAGUAAGCUUUUUAAAUAUCAAAAGACUGGUGUACGUUGGUUGUGGGAACUGCAUUGUCAACAAGUAGGGGGUAUUGUAGGAGAUGAAAUGGGGCUUGGCAAGACUAUACAGACUAUUGCUUUUCUUGCUGCCUUACGUACUAGUCAAGUAAAAAAUGUUAAUUUCCCGUAUAAAGGACUGGGCCCUUCUAUUAUUGUCUGUCCUACGACUGUCAUGCACCAAUGGCUCAAGGAGUUUCAUAAGUGGUGGCCAGAUUUUAGAGUUGCUAUUUUACAUUCUUCUGGAUCUUUUACUGGGUCUGAGUCAGAGAUGGUUAGAUCUGUGGCAAAGAGUUCUGGAAUUUUAAUCACAUCCUACAAUACCCUUGUUAUCCAUCAAGAGCUUGUGCUUCGCUUCAAUUGGCAUUAUGUAAUUCUGGAUGAAGGUCAUAAGAUUCGUAAUCCAGAUGCCAAAGUUACUUUAGUUUGUAAGCAGUUUCGAACACCUCACAGGAUAAUAUUAUCUGGAUCACCCAUUCAAAAUAAUCUGAAAGAACUCUGGUCUUUGUUUGACUUUAUAUUUCCUGGAAAGUUGGGAACUUUACCAGACUUUAUGCAGCAUUUUUCCAUACCCAUUGUACAGGGUGGCUACUCCAAUGCAACUCAAGUACAGGUUGAAACAGCCUAUCGAUGUGCCUGUGUUCUUCGAGACACUAUCAACCCCUACCUCAUCAGAAGGAUGAAAGCAGAUGUUAAAAAAAAUUUGGAUCUUCCAAACAAAAAUGAACAGGUGUUGUUUUGUCGCCUUACAGAGGAACAAAGGGAUGUUUAUAAAGAAUAUUUGGACUCUAGAGAAUGUAAUGCAAUCUUACAAGGAAAAUUCCAGGUGUUUGCUGGCCUUAUCACGCUGCGUAAGAUCUGUAAUCAUCCAGAUCUGUCAACUGGUGGACCACAGUUUUUUCACUCAGAUUGUUCAGAAACAGAUCCUGAAUAUCAGUUUGGCUAUCACAAGAGAAGUGGGAAAAUGAUUGUUGUAGAAGCACUACUGCGCCUUUGGUACAAACAGAAACACAGAGUUCUGUUGUUUACACAAAGUAAAUCUAUGUUGAACAUAUUGGAGAAAUUUGCGGCAGAAAAAGGGUACAGUUAUUUAAUCAUGGAUGGAGGGACGGCAAUAUCUGCUAGACAGCCUUUAAUCUCACAGUUUAAUAAUACACCAUCUAUCUAUUUGUUUUUGUUAACUACUCGAGUCGGUGGGCUAGGUGUGAAUUUGACAGGUGCAGACAGAGUUAUCAUCUAUGACCCUGACUGGAAUCCAAGUACUGAUGUACAGGCUCGGGAAAGAGCCUGGCGUAUUGGUCAAACAAAACAGGUGACCAUCUACAGACUUUUGACCUCAGGAACUAUUGAAGAAAAGAUUUAUCACAGACAAAUUUUUAAACAGUUUUUAACAAAUCGAGUGUUAAAAGAUCCAAAACAAAGAAGGCUUUUCAAAUCCCAGGAUUUGAUGGAACUCUUCACACUGGGAUGUGAUAAUAAUGAAGAAGGGACAGAAACCAGUGCUCUAUUUGCAGGGACAGGAUCAGAUGUGAAAGUUUCAAAAAGGAGCAGAAAAAAUAGAUUUGAUGAAAUGAAAGACAAGAAAGAAUUAAAAACUAGUGAGAACAAAGACAAUAAAAGUGUUGAUGAAGAAAAUAUGGGAUUGGAUAAUGAAGAGCUAGAAAGGAUGAAAGAGUUGGCUAGGAAUUUGAGUAGAAAGAUGGAAGAAGAAAAAAGAAAGAGAGAGAGUGAAAGACGGGCAUCAGAAGACUCUACAAAACUAUUCACCCCUUCUGAUGAGGUAGAAGAGGUUCAGCCUGUAACAAAUGAUAAGAAAGACGAUGAAUUGAAAAGUUUAGAGACUACAGUAGUCUGUGAUAAUGGUGAAGAAAUUGAAAGCAAAGUUGUCUCAGAAGAAUCCACCAGUUCAGCACUCUCCCAAAUAGGAGACAGUAAAAACUCACACUCUGGCAGUAUACCCAACAAGUGGCAUUCCAAUGGGAAAAAAUGGACCAUCCCUAUGCUCAAAAGAAACAAGGAGGAGAGGUCCACACCUCAAGAUAUUGAUCACAGAGGUGAGGAAAAAAGGCAAAAGACAGAAGAGAAGAGGCGCAGAUCACACACGGAUGAAGAGAAAGAUGAUGAUAAAACUAAAAAAAAGAAAAAGUUGCGUAAUGCACGUUUUGAAGGUGAAAGAAUACCUAAUUUAGUGAAACACUGUAGCCUGUCCACUGCUGACCAGUCGGAUGAACAACCUUCAGUUAGUACCCAGAAGAAAGAUAAUAAACGAGAAGAUGAUUACGUUCUCAAGCAGCUUUUCAAGAAAACAGGACUGCAGGGUGCAAUGAAACAUGAGAAGAUAAUGGACUCUGGGCGACCUGAUUAUGCCAUUGUAGAGGCAGAAGCUGAGAAAGUUGCGAGGGAAGCAGUAGCCGCCUUACGAAGAUCUCGCCAGCAAUGUGCAUCUGCUAUGUCAGGGCUUCCCACAUGGACAGGACAGCAUGGGGGACUAGCGAAACCACGUUUUGGACAAAAGAAGAAUAGUUUAUUAGUUGUUAACAAGUCAGCACCAUCAGAAACACCUCAGAUCACCUCACAGAAAAGUGCAACAGAAAAAGAUAAACUUUUUGAUGGCAGUGUGUCUGGUACUGUGUCCUUGAGUACAAAAGAUAAUUCCUUAACAUCGCAAGACCUCUUAUCCCGCAUGAGAGCGAGGAAAAGAAUUUCAACAGCUUCUGUAUCCACUGAAGAUGAGGAUUUCCUGCGGCCUGAUGUGCCUGAGAAUCUGGAUCCAAAAGAUGAAGAGCUGUUAAAAGACAUCAGGAACUUUGUUGCUUUUAUGGCUAACACUGAUGGGGAGGCGUCAACUCAAGAAAUCGUUCUGAAUUUUGGCACACGCCUACCAAAAUCAGAUGCUCCUAAAUUUAAAGCCAUGUUGAACCAAAUUUGUGAUUUUCGUAGUGGUGUAUGGCGAUUAAAAACUGAGUUUCGUUAAUCUGAAAUUUCAGUUGCAUGAAAUGAUGCUGUUGAUAUAUUUGUAAGCUGUGAAACUAAUUGGAAGAAUUAAUGUUAAUUUGCAUAUCAACAAAUCUAUAGGCAGCAUAUUUUUUAAACAGGAGUGUCACAAUUUUCUUUAAUGUUAUGAUAUUUGCAAAGUUUACAGAAAAGUAAAAAAGAUAGGUAUGUUGUUAAAAAUUUGUAUUUUUUUAGUGAAAAAUUUCAUUUGAUAAUCAUAUUUUUUACCAUUAUUAUUUUAUAAUCAAUUCUUAAAUGAGAAUUAUUGUUAUGAUUGAAUACUUAUCUAGUGUUUUCAACAUGUCAUACUUUUUAUUUAAAUUGUUGAGAUUCUUAAUUUGUGAUUUUUGUUAUUCAUGCAGGAAUUCAGUACUUUUUAUUUUUAAGUUUAUUAAGUUUUAUUCAAUUAUUGAAAAUUUAAAUUAAAAAUUAAUGGACUUUCCAGUUGCAAGAAUGGCAGCAUUCCUAUGUCAAAAAAAUAAAAUCUGUACACAAAAGUUAUGUGAAAAGUACACAACAUAACCGAAUAGCCAGUUUUGUGAUUCAUAUAUGUACACUUUUGUAUGUAUAAAAAUUACACAUAAUGAUAAUACAAUGUGUUUAAACUAAAACAUGUUUUUACUUAUUGGUGUAUUACAUUUUAUGACCAAUAUUUUUUUAGUUUUUUAAAUGGAUACAAAAUGUCAGUAUGUUUUGUAACUUUUUAAACAGAUUACACUCAUGAUUGAU